Messenger RNA from Racocetra persica, 1272 nucleotides. NCBI's taxonomy places the organism in Eukaryota, Fungi, Glomeromycota, Glomeromycetes, Diversisporales, Gigasporaceae. The record is from the annotation of a GenBank genome assembly.
AUGGAUUAUUCAAGUGUAUUUAAGAAUUUGGCAAAGGAAGCUGGUGUUAAUAUACCUUCUUCCGCCUUUUCUAAGCCGAUUCUCAGUCGUCAAACUACCACUUCUACAAAUAUCAAAGUGAGCAAAUGUGGUAAAUGUGGAGAACCACGCAGCGCAAUUGGGUGGUGUAAGCCGUGCGACACAAACAAACUUAAAUCUCAGUUCGACAAAUGGACGAGUGGCAAUGAGGAUCUUGAUACCUUUAUCAGGGAAACUCAACUGAACGCCAAUACUCCAUAUGAUUAUAUGCGAUGGAUCCCUUUUGAAAGCUUUACUAAUAUUGAAUAUGUUGCAAGAGGGGGCAUGGGUGUCGUUUUCUCUGCAAAUUCUGAAAAUUGGGGAAAAGUUGCUCUCAAAUUUUUGGAUAACUCUGAAAAUUUAGCUAAAGAUUUUUUGGAUGAGCUUAGAUCUUAUCACCGUUGUAGUCUUGGCUCCGGAAUAGUCGAUUGUUACGGUGUUAGUAAAGACCCAAAAACGGGCAGUUAUGUGAUGGUGAUGCGAUAUGCUGAACAAGGAAAUUUACGUAAUUAUCUUUCCAAGUAUUUUACUGACUUGACAUGGGACGAAAAAAUUGUAUUAUUUGAUCGUAUCGGAAAAGCACUGAAAGGGAUUCAUGAUUCUGGUUAUGUGGCCGCGAUGCUUCGUUGUUGGGACUGUGAACCGUCUAAACGUCCAACCAUUGAUGAACUAUUAAGUAUGUCAUACAAAUGGCGCUACCUGUCAGAUGGAAAAGCUCCCUUCCAAGGUCCCAAGACAAAGAAAGUAAAGAGUGGUCACGUCAAGUCUGUACUUACCAAUUCUAAUACAGUGCACCCUCAAGCUUUCUACACUAGCAGACUACUGCAUUAUCCUAAUUUACCAGAACCCAGAAACUCUGAUCAUUAUACACUUUUUGAUUCAACAACUGGUGAAAUACACACGAUAGUUAGAAAACAAAAUUCCAAAAAAGACUCCGAUAGAUCUUCGUUUGUGCCAGAUGAACUUUCAUCGUUCGCCCCUUCUGAUAAGGGCAAGGAAAAGGCCCAGGAGGAGUAUCGUCCUCGCGCCACUAGAAGGGAAUCCAUAACUAGGAGUAUGACAUUAAAUAGUAAAAUAGAUAAAGAUGCGAUUGAGAGAAUAAGAUCCGAGCGUAAGAAAUUAUCUCAUUAUCGAUGGAACUCUACGAUUAAUGAUAUUCCUAGACAAGUGGAACUUUUAAGAAUUGAUGGUAAUUUUGAGAGUCAAAAUUCAUGA